AUGAAGAAUUGCAUUAGGUCCUUAUGCAAUGCCGAUGCCAAGGGUGCAUUCAAGCUCGGAAAGGAUAUAUCCCUACCCGAAACCUACGUACGACAUUCCAUAAACCCUCUCAAAAAUAUUGACGGGAAACCCCCGUCUCAAAGGACCAUUUUAGCCGUUUUUGCCGGAAAAAUGCACGGAUACCUCCGCCCCAUUCUUUUGCAACACUGGGAGAACAAAGACCCUGACAUGAAAAUAUUCGGGAAGCUACACGAGUCAAACGGUCAAAAGGCUUACGCUCAGUACAUGAAAAGCAGCAAAUACUGCAUAAGCGCAAAAGGGUACGAACCCUACACCCCACGUGUCGUGGAGGCCAUUUUCUAUGAGUGUGUUCCUGUCAUAAUAUCGGACAAUUACGUGCCCCCGUUUUUCGAGACGCUUAAUUGGGAGUCGUUUGCGGUUUUUGUGUUGGAGAGGGAUAUUCCGAAUUUGAAGAGGAUAGUGUUGUCGAUUAGCGAAGAAAGGUAUGUGGAGAUGCAGGAGAGGGUGAGGCGAGUGCAUAGUAUGCCUGUUGAGCAUGAUGUUUUCCACAUGGUACUACAUUCAUUGUGGUACACUAGGGUUUUCCAGGCUAAUUGA
Striga asiatica is the source of this 618-nucleotide messenger RNA. The record is from the annotation of a GenBank genome assembly. Lineage: Eukaryota; Viridiplantae; Streptophyta; Magnoliopsida; Lamiales; Orobanchaceae.